GUAGACUCGACUCGGUGCCUCGCUACUCACUGUUGUUUGAGUUGAUUGCUUGAGCUAGGGUUUCCUCGAUCCCCGAUUUUCCUGUUAUUUUUCUCCCUAAUAAAAUAAAAUUUAGAAAAUUGAAGUACUUAUAAUUGUUUUAUUUGCAAACGAAUUUAGAAAGAGUAAAUGGCGGAUGGUUAUUGGAAUCGACAACAGCCAACUUCUCCGAUGCUUUCUUCUCGUGGGAUGCUUAAACGACCACGUACAGACUACGAUGCUCCGCCUUCUGGACUGCAUUCAGCUCUUGAGAUGCAUAAUUAUCUGGCAAGAGAUGAUGAUCUAGGUGGACAUCUGUCUGUGAAGGAUACGAAAUCAGUUGGAUCAGCAUAUGAUCGUUAUCUCCAGAGUGCAAAACUUUCUUCUUUUACUUCUGGAGAAGCUAGUACAUUUGGUGGGUUGAUAAGGAGUGUUGGUGGUGCAAUGCCUGCUCAUCCAAUUGCUGAUCCUCCUAUGAUGGGUCGUCUUGGAUCUGCUGCUCCAGAUUUGUCACCAAAUGGUCAAAAUGUUGGUUUUAGUGAUCAAGUUUCGGUAGAUGCAAUGACAAGGCCAGGUAGGGAUUCUAUUCCUCUACCUCCAGAUGCUUCCAACACUCUAUAUGUUGAAGGGUUUCCUCCUGACAGCACAAGGCGCGAAGUAGCCCAUAUCUUUCGCCCAUUUGUUGGAUAUGAAGAAGUACGAUUAGUGAGCAAAGAACCCCGACAGCGUGGUGGAGAUCCUCUUAUCCUUUGUUUUGUUGAUUUUUCAAGUCCUGCAUGUGCGGCAACUGCAAUGAGUGCCUUGCAAGGUUAUAAAAUGGAUGAACAUGACCCGGAUUCUAAAUACUUGAGGCUGCAGUUUUCUCGACACCCCGGCCCGAGGUCGGGUCCUGGAACUCGUGGAAGGAGGUAAAUGUGACUUUCUUUUGGCAAAUAGGCUAUCUUUUUCUAUAUAUGGAAAGAUUUUGAAGACUUGCAAUUUGAAUCACUCGAUCCCGAUGAGCAUUUGCCUUAAAGAUUACCAUAAAUUUAGGAGUGUGGAUCAAGCAAUACUUGAAUUGCUUGCACGUUUCAGGAAUCCAUGUUGUAAUUUAACUUAAGAGAUAUAAGAGUUAUUUUUGUUGUAGAGAUAAGAUUGUUGUAGCA
Messenger RNA from Hibiscus syriacus, 1163 nucleotides. RefSeq names its product RNA-binding protein 2-like. The record is from RefSeq and is a predicted model, not a curated record. NCBI's taxonomy places the organism in Eukaryota, Viridiplantae, Streptophyta, Magnoliopsida, Malvales, Malvaceae. The transcript is spliced from 6 exons. The coding region runs from base 169 to 930 and encodes 253 amino acids. Gene Ontology annotation, molecular function: mRNA binding.